GGAUUUUUGUAUAUACAGAGGGACACUUGCACAUAUUGAGGCAACAAAAGCAAAUACCGUUGACCGUCCAAAGCCAUCUCCAGUAUGCAGCAGUUGAGUUCCCGUUUGCUGCCAUCACCAUUUCCACUGAACAUACAGAGUGGUAAUUGGAACAGUUAUUUAUUAAAUUAACAGAAGAUGAAGAUGAAGGCAGAGACAGUGACACUUGUGCUGGUGAAUCUGGCAGGUAUUAUGCAGAGGGCUGAUGAGUCAUUGUUGCCAGGUGUAUACAAAGAGGUUGGUGCUGAACUCAAUGCUAACCCAACUGCGUUAGGUUCUCUCACUCUUUACCGAUCACUUGUUCAAUCGUUGUGUUACCCUCUCGCCGCUUACCUCGCCACGCGACACAAUCGUGCACAUGUUAUAGCUUUAGGUGCUUUUCUCUGGGCUGCUGCCACUUUCCUGGUCGCCAUCUCCUCCACCUUCUUACAGGUGGCAAUCUCCAGAGGCUUAAAUGGCAUUGGACUCGCCAUUGUUAUUCCAGCAAUUCAGUCCUUAGUUGCUGACUCCACCAUUGAUAGCAAUCGCGGUGUGGCUUUUGGGUGGCUUCAACUAACAGGAAACCUUGGAAGCAUUAUUGGUGGUCUCUUCUCUGUACUACUAGCCUCAACAUCAAUCUUUGGCAUAUCUGGUUGGAGAAUAGCUUUUCAUCUGGUUGCACUGAUUAGUGUUAUUGUUGGUAUAUUAGUACGCAUUUUCGCUAAUGAUCCACACUUUUCGAACAACAAAGCUGCCUAUCAAACUCCAAACAAGCUCUUUUAUGGUGAAAUGAAAGAUCUAUUAAAAGAAGCAAAUGCAGUUAUAAGAAUUCCAUCAUUUCAGAUAAUUGUGGCUCAGGGAGUAUUUGGAUCAUUCCCAUGGUCAGGUUUGUCAUUUGCCACUCUUUGGUUAGAACUAAUAGGCUUCUCCCAUGGAACAACAGCAAUUCUUUGGACCUUAUUUAUAGUUUCUGCUUCAUUUGGGGCUCUGUUUGGAGGAUGGUUUGGAGAUUUUUUAUCCCUGAGGUUACCAAACUCUGGGAGAAUAAUGCUGUCACAAAUAAGUGCUGGUUCAGCUAUUCCUUUAUCAGCAAUUCUGCUUUUAUCACUGCCUGAUGAUCCAUCCACCGCCUUCAUGCAUGGUCUUGUUUUAGUCAUCAUGGGAUUUGCUACAGCCUGGAAUGCUCCAGCAACUAACAAUCCAAUAUUUGCAGAAAUAGUUCCUGAGAAGUCGCGAACAGCUAUAUAUGCUUUGGAUCAAUCUUUUGAGUCUAUAUUGCAGUCAUUUGCUCCUCCUUUUGUUGGAUUAUUGGCACAGCAUGUUUAUGGUUACAGACCAGUUCCAAAAGGAUCCUCUGAUUCUGUUGAAAUUGAAACUGAUAGGGAAAAUGCUGCAUCACUCGCCAAGGCACUUUGUACAGCUUUUGUAAUUCCUAUGACACUCUGUGUUAUCAUCUACUCAUUACUUUACUGCACGUACCCGAGAGACAGAGAGCGAGCGAGAAUGGUUGCAUUAGAGGAAUCAGAAAUGCAGCAACUAGAUGUGGAAGAUUGCACAAGAGAAGAAUAUUGUGAAAUUCAUGUUUUAGAAUCAAAUAGACUGAAUGGCAAAGAAAGUAGCAAGAUUGAUCAUGUAGAUUAUUCAAGGGAAGAGAACAUAGACUUAGAUGACAAUGAUGAGAAAGUUUUGCUGUCAUAGUUCACAUUUGCAAGGAAUUGUGGAGCCUCAGUGGACAAUUCAAGCCUUUUGAUGGGUUUUAUGAUAUCAUGGGGAACUUAUAUAGCUUUUUUUUUGUUCUGAUACGUAAUCACACAAACACAAGGAGGGAUCUUUUAUAUGACUCUGAAAAACUAUUUAUACAAUGUCCAUCCCUUGAUUUUAGACAGAUUCUUAAUGAUUCAAAAAUCUCCUGGCAUAAUGAAUUCAUGUUAUGGCUUUUUAAAUCCUUUUCUGCCCCAAAGGAGCACUUAGGCUACACCUUUGAUGUAUUAUUAAAUUUUUUAAUGAUUAUUUUAUUUAUAACA
Molecule: messenger RNA, 2042 nt
Organism: Cicer arietinum (chickpea)
Lineage: Eukaryota; Viridiplantae; Streptophyta; Magnoliopsida; Fabales; Fabaceae
Biological process (GO): transmembrane transport
Cellular component (GO): membrane
Molecular function (GO): transmembrane transporter activity
Source: RefSeq, a predicted model, not a curated record